Molecule: messenger RNA, 528 nt
Organism: Epithele typhae
Lineage: Eukaryota; Fungi; Basidiomycota; Agaricomycetes; Polyporales; Epitheliaceae
Exons: 2
Coding region: 1-528 (175 amino acids)
Source: RefSeq, a predicted model, not a curated record
AUGGCCCCCGUAUUCCGCGACACCACGGCCUCCAUCUCCGACGGAGCUCCCGGCUCUCUGUCCACCAACAUGAUCAUCGGACUGUGUAGCAUUGGCCUGCUCUUCAUCGCCUUCGUUGUCUUGGUUAUCCGAGUCAACUGGGGCGUGUGGAUCCUCUCCGCCCCCUCCGCCGCACGCACCUGGCUCUACGCCGCCCUCCACACUCGACGGGCCCGCGCUCGCACCACGGGCCACCCCAGCCGUCCGAUCUUCCAUCGUCCUUUCCCACGUACCGCCCAGACGGCGCUGGGCCCGAUCACUACUCCACGUGCGUACCGGACCGUCGCCGUCGCCCGCCCCGUCGUCGCCCCGCAGCCGCUUCACGUCGGGAGCGGGCGCGAGCGCCUGCGGUCGGCGUCGCAGAUGAGCGUCCGCUCGUUGGGCAGCAGCUCUGGCUACGGCAUCUCGGACAGCGGGCACUCCGAUGCGCCUCUGCUGCCCGCGGCGGCGGCGAGUGUUUCCUCCCCUGUUCACGCGUCCUGCGGGUGA